AAGAGUAGUCCGGGCUCUGCUGACGUUGAAGGUUAAAAGCUUCAAGUUGCAGUCUGAGCGGUUCUCUGCCGGAAGACGACCGAGAGUCAUUCCUGCCGUUAAAGUGGGAUGCAGACAGUUGGAAAACUCAUGAAGGUUUUCAUAACGAGGCGCAUCCCGCAAGAGGGGAUGAAGAUCCUGUCAGCGGCUGGAGUGUGUGAGGUGUCUCAGUGGGAUUCCGAUGAACCCGUGUCCAGGGCAGAGCUUCUCAACGGUGUUCAGGGGGCUCACGGUCUUCUGUGUCUGCUGUCAGACAAGAUCGAUGUCGAGGUCCUGGAGGCCGCAGGGCCAAACCUGAAAGUGAUCAGCACCCUGUCUGUGGGAUUUGACCACCUUGCCCUUGAUGAAAUCAAAAAGCGUGGCAUUCGUGUUGGAUACACUCCGGAUGUCCUGACCGAUGCCACAGCAGAGCUGACUGUGGCUCUGCUGCUGGCCACCGCUCGCAGAUUACCGGAGGGAGUGGAGGAGGUGAAAAAUGGUGGCUGGAGCUCGUGGAAACCACUCUGGCUGUGUGGUUAUGGCCUUUCUGGCAGCACUGUGGGAGUCAUUGGACUGGGACGCAUAGGUAUGGCCAUAGCUCAGAGACUCAUGCCAUUCGGAGUGAAGAGGCUUCUGUACUCUGGGAGAACAGCCAAACCCCAUGCUGCUGAAGUCAAUGGAGAGUUCGUUCCUCUGGACACACUUGUGUCUGAGAGCGACUUCAUAGUAGUUUCCUGCUCCCUGACACCAGAAACCCAGGGAAUGUGUGACAAGGCUUUCUUCAGCAAGAUGAAACCCACAGCAGUCUUCAUCAACACUAGCAGGGGGGCUGUGGUGAACCAGGAGGAUCUGUACGAGGCACUGACCAGUGGUCAGAUAGCUGCAGCUGGACUGGAUGUCACAACACCUGAGCCACUUCCAACAAACCACCCGCUUCUCACACUAAAGAACUGCGUGGUGUUACCUCACAUCGGCAGUGCCACCUACUCCACGAGAGGCGUCAUGUCAGCCUUGGCGGCGCGAAACCUUCUGGGUGGUUUACAGGGCACAGAGAUGCCCAGUGAACUCACCCUGUAGAGCCUGAAAUGGAACCGCUGAGCCUGUUCUGGUGACAGUAGAAACAAUAACGAAGUGGUGUGGAGGAAAAGAAUAGCAAGAAUGUAGUUCAGUCAUGGUGAGGUACAUGAUCAGUGUUAGCUUCAUACUUUAACUGGAACCUGUCACUUUUAACACUUUGUUAUAUUUAGUGUGCAUUUUUGAGGAAGGAAAUGAUCAGUGCAGUUUUACAAGAUAUAUUCAAAUUCUUUAAAAACAGCCUAAUGAACAAACCAUCAGUACUCUUUAACCUUAAAUCUUAAUAAAACACACUAUAAUGCUGUCUUCCACAUGGAAACUCAUCUCUCCCAUUUUUAAAUGCAAUAUUUGACAUCAUGUACUUCCUUACCUGCACUUUCUCUGCUAAUACUUCGUCUACUGUUACUGAACGGCAUAACACUCCAGUUUUCUAUGAAAUGUGAUUUUUUUUUUUUUUUUUUUUUUUUUUUU
This is a messenger RNA of Archocentrus centrarchus (flier cichlid), 1563 nucleotides long. RefSeq names its product glyoxylate reductase/hydroxypyruvate reductase a (gene grhpra). NCBI's taxonomy places the organism in Eukaryota, Metazoa, Chordata, Actinopteri, Cichliformes, Cichlidae. Bases 109 to 1095 code for a protein of 328 amino acids. The record is from RefSeq and is a predicted model, not a curated record. Gene Ontology annotation, molecular function: hydroxypyruvate reductase (NADH) activity; NAD binding; glyoxylate reductase (NADPH) activity. The transcript is spliced from 9 exons. Gene Ontology annotation, cellular component: cytosol.